Messenger RNA from Maylandia zebra (zebra mbuna), 1976 nucleotides. RefSeq names its product hydroxylysine kinase, tandem duplicate 2 (gene hykk.2). Gene Ontology annotation, molecular function: amino acid kinase activity. The record is from RefSeq and is a predicted model, not a curated record. NCBI's taxonomy places the organism in Eukaryota, Metazoa, Chordata, Actinopteri, Cichliformes, Cichlidae.
GCAGACGCUUUUCCGUUACACGUAGUGGCAUAAUAUCACAGUCCCUCUCGAUUUCACAAAGUUGGCAUACAGAAAGCAGAGCAAUAAUGCCACCAAAAAAUGCCAAGCCCAACUUAAGCCAUUCCCAGGUAUCUGAGAUUGUGAAGAGGCUCUACCGGCUGACUGCAUCAGUGAUUCAGUCUCUGCCCAGUUAUGAUGACCAGAACUUCUAUGUGGCGCCCAGUGAGGGUGGCGAGUAUAUCCUAAAGAUAAUGAACUCAGAGGACAGCAAGAAUACCUUGCUGAUUGAGGUGCAGACAUACACCAUGUCCUUCCUACAACAGAAUGGAAUUCCUGCUCAAACCGCGCUGCCCAACACCUCAGGAGAGCGAAUGAGUCUGGAGGAAAUUGAUUGUGGUUUUGGCAGUCAGAAGUACCUGGUGAGACUGUUGACCUAUUUGCCUGGGACAACCAUCUCCAAGGUUCCUUUAACUCCACAGCUGCUGUAUGAAAUGGGGAAAACUGCAGCUAAAAUAGACACAGUCAUUAAAAAGAUGAAACACCCUCAUCUUCACGUGCUGGAGAGAGAGGGGUUCAAAUGGAGUCUGUCAAAUGUUGCUCUCCUGGAAGAUUACCUCUACGUGUUAGACGGAGAGCCUCUGCUGGAGGUUGUGAAGUCUGUAAUCCAAGGGUACAAGAGCUCUGUGGAUCCCAAACGCUCUAGUUUUCGCAAAUGCGUUAACCAUGGCGACUUCAAUGACCUCAAUGUCCUGGUACAGCCUAAUGAUAAAGAAGGCUAUAGGAUCACCGGUAUUCUGGACUUUGGCGACAUGAAUAGUGGCUACUACAUCCAUGAGCUUGCAAUCACCGUCAUGUACAUGAUGAUUGAGCACCCUAAACCCAUCGAGGUGGGUGGACCCGUCCUUGCUGGCUGGGAAAGCGUCCUUCCUCUCAAUGAGGUGGAGAAAGAUUGUCUAUAUUUGCUGGUGCUGUCCCGCUUUUGCCAGUCCUUAGUUUUAGGUCGUUACUCUCUGACCUUGCAGCCAGAAAAUGAAGAGUAUCUGAUGAUUUCAUCCAGAAAGGGUGUUAACAUUCUCCAGCAGCUCUGGGAGUUAGGAAAGGAGCAGGUGGAGAAGCUGUGGUUUGAGACUGCUGCUCAGCUCAGUGACAAAAGUGAAAGACAGGAACAAACUCGUUCAUGAAGGCAGUGACUCCACCGAGCGACAAUUUGUCCACAAAAACGAAGAUUGUGUUUCCACAGUUAAAACAGUUUAUAUCUUUUAAACUUGUUUUAUUUCAGACAGAACAACAAGGAACGUCAAAGUGUUUCAAUAAAGCUAGAGGAGUAUAUAAUGUGUCUGAGAAGAAAUUUAGAUACUGUUGUGGAAUAAGGAAAUAUUUUACUGCUACUCAUAUUCAUCAUUAUUACCAUUGCAUUAAUCAAAUCAAUCAUCAUUUCAGUAAAACAUUUAUUGAAGCUGUUGCCAUUACAUUAACCUUUUUACUACAGGUACAGCUAAGACCAUUUUAUACACAUUGCAUCUUGUGCUUAUUAAGAAGUGUAUUCUGCUCAGUCAAUCGAAGGUCUCAAGCUUUGUUUGGUGCAAUGUCCAGACAAUCUAUUGUAAAAGUGACUUGGAGCAACAGAAGGUUAAAACUGCGUACACGCUCACAAAACACAUAUAAUACAUAUAAUCUAGAAACAGGCUUGAGUGAAGGCCUGAAUGUAUCCGGCUUCUUGUUGCAUCUGAGUUUGCUUAGUAACAGGUGACAAAAGAUGGGCCAAAAAGGAGGACAUCAACAUCAGAGCCUGAAUCCAUCGCCAUAUUUGGAGAAGAUGCUAGAGAGGGGAACUUCAGUGUCUGCAUUUAUCUCUUAAGAUUGCUCAUUGUCUAUAAAACAUGCAAAUGAUGUUCUUAAAAUACAAAGUAUGUUCUUGUACAACGCGAGAAGGGGCGUUAACCAACCCUGACGUUAUAAAAGCAAUCUGAAGUAUA